Molecule: messenger RNA, 1332 nt
Organism: Quercus robur (English oak)
Lineage: Eukaryota; Viridiplantae; Streptophyta; Magnoliopsida; Fagales; Fagaceae
Exons: 6
Coding region: 220-963 (247 amino acids)
Biological process (GO): translation
Cellular component (GO): ribosome
Molecular function (GO): structural constituent of ribosome
Source: RefSeq, a predicted model, not a curated record
AAUUUUACACCUGAUUCCUGAACCUCAGAACCUGAUACGGUGAGGUGAGGUGAGGUGAGCAGUUGAGACUUGAGAGAGGCGGAGAGCAGAGAAUCAGAGAGAGGCUGAGGCUUGAGCCUUGAGCUGUUGUCUGUUGAGCGAACAGUGGAGACUGGAGACUAGAGAGAGGCGGAGAGCAGAGACUAGAGAGAAAGAUUUUUUUUUUUUUUUGAAAGAACAAUGCAAUCUCUACGUGGGAGCAUCCGAUUGGUCCGGAGGCAUUGCUCAAACAACGUUGAUUUGAAAUCAAACGGUUCUCACUUUGCCACUGCCACUGCCAAAUUUCAUGGCAGCUCAAUUGGGUUUUCAAAUCCUCGCUUUUUAGGGUCCCUCUCCAAAUUUACAAGAAUUGGCACCCAAGCAGCUAUGGCAACACUAUCUAAUAAUGGCAUACCUUCAGUAUCAGUGUCAAGCAGAAGUUCUAGGCCAGGUUUGUUACAUUGGGCAGCUGUGCUACCUCCUUUCACUAGCAGAUGCAUUACAACAGUUGAAAAUACUGUUGAAUCAGUUUCACAGGAUUCUUCUGCAUCUAUCCCUGAAGUAACACCUAGGAUCAAAUUUAAGAGGCUCGAUAAAACUGCCAAGCACAUAAUGCAGAUUUUAGAUAAGGAAGCUGUAGAGGAAGUCAGGGAGAACCGAGAAAUACCUGAUAUAAAACCUGGUUAUAUUGUGCAACUCAAAGUGGUAGUACCUGAGAACAAGCGACGUGUUUCGGUUCUGAAAGGCAUUGUUAUAGCAAGGCGUAAUGCUGGUUUAAAUACUACAUUCAGAUUAAGGAGGCUAGUGGCUGGGGUUGGAGUUGAAUCUCUCUUCCCGCUAUAUUCACCUAACAUAAAGGAGAUAAAGGUGCUGGACAAGAAGAAAGUGAGAAGGGCCAAGCUUUACUAUCUCAGGGACAAAAUGAAUGCACUUAAGAAGCAAUAGUUGAUAGCCAGUUGGAGAUCAAAAAUAUUUUUCAAGAAAAAUGGUAGGUUUGUUAACAAUGUGAUUUUGUUUUCUAUUUAUUAAGUCAGCUUUAGCCACAGGAUCUUGUUAAAUGUUGAGGUCUGUGGAAGAAAUGAGUGCUUCAAAGAAAUACUGAGGAAAUUGGCAAUGCUGAUAAAUUUUUAAUGUUCACAGCUAUGUACUGGGGUUAAGCAAUGUUAUGAAUCUGUGCAUCUUUUUAAAGGGUGCAGUGCUGGUGUUUCUGUACCAAAUAUAAAACGGACAUCGUUGCCAUGGGUCUGCUGUACUAUUGAUGGUUCUUAAUAGAGGCAGUGGGGGGAAGAGCAAAUAAAUUGAUCUAUGCUGAUA